Colletotrichum tamarilloi is the source of this 1590-nucleotide messenger RNA. Its product is annotated as ent-kaurene oxidase. Gene Ontology annotation, molecular function: oxidoreductase activity, acting on paired donors, with incorporation or reduction of molecular oxygen; iron ion binding; monooxygenase activity. Bases 1 to 1590 code for a protein of 529 amino acids. The record is from RefSeq and is a predicted model, not a curated record. NCBI's taxonomy places the organism in Eukaryota, Fungi, Ascomycota, Sordariomycetes, Glomerellales, Glomerellaceae. The transcript has 4 exons.
AUGGAGGCCAUAACACCCCCCAAACAUCUUCUCAGCUCAUGGGCCGACGAUUCCUCACUCAUACGUAAACUGGAUUUAUGGACAUCACUAUGUCUCGGCAUUAUCCUCAUCAGCGUCUUCACGAUAAUACCCCACAUUCGCAAGCCUUCUCGCAAACUCCCCUCCGUCAACCCGGGGCGACUAUUCGAUUUCUUCGACCAAGAACGGAAGAAGGGUUUCUUGAUAAAUGCUCGUCGUAUCAUGGAAGACGCCCGAACUCAAUUUCCCGGCCAGCCUUACAGACUUAUGACGGACGUUGGUGAAACAGUUGUCAUUCCGCCGGAUCUAGUUCACGAUAUUCGCAAUGAGCCAGGGUUGAGCUUCUCAAAGGCUUUCGCAGACAACUUCCACCCUCAACUGAAUGGAUUCGAAGGGUUCGCGGUUGGCAACAGACCGGACGGACUUUUCCAGCUUGUCAUCAAGAAGCGCAUCACCAAAUUACUCAAUCAAAUCACGGAGCCUCUUGCGUCGGAAACCAGAUUUGCUGUCGAUCACAUCUUCGGCAAGCCCACCGAUUGGCAAGAGUAUAACACCAAAGACACCAUUCUCGACCUCAUCUGCCGCCUUUCCUCCCGCGUUUUUCUCGGCGAUGAAGUAUGCCGCGACGAAGCCUGGCUCGCGAUAACAAAGUCCUACACCGUCAACGCCUUCCUCGGCGCCGAGAUCCUGCGUCCGUACCCAUACUGGCUGCGUUACGCCGCCAACUUGAUCCUCCCUGAGUGCAAAACUCUUAGGCGGCAGGUAUCUGAUUCUCGAGACAUCAUUGAGCCGGUGCUUCAAAAACGUAGAGAUGCGCGACAGCAGGCUAUUGAGAGGGGCGAGCCGGCGCCGAAGUUUAAUGAUGGCAUUGAUUGGUUUGAAGAGGAGAGUCAGGGCCGGGCGUACGAUGUUGUUGGCGCGCAGCUGGGUCUGUCGGUCGUUGCAAUUCACACCACCACGGAUCUACUCGUGGAGACGAUGCUACGCAUUGCAGAGAACCCGGAGUUAUUUGAUGCCCUUAGGAAGGAAAUUGUGGAAGUUCUGACCGCUGAAGGCUGGAAGAAGACGGCUCUUUUCAAUAUGAAACUCAUGGACAGCGUCUUGAAAGAGUCACAACGACUGAAGCCAGUCACAUCUGCAAUCAUGGCCCGCAUGGCAACCCGCCAAGUGACCCUCCCCAACGGCCUCAAACUCCAAAAAGGAGAACGCUGCGUCGGCGACCUAGGCAAGAUGCACGACCCCUCCAUCUACCCGAACCCCGAAGCCUUCAAUGGCUAUCGCUUCCUCGAGAUGCGCGACGACCCGAAGCUUGAUAGCCAAGCCCACCUCGUCAGCACAUCACCCUCGCACCUCGGUUUCGGCCAUGGCCAGCACGCGUGCCCGGGUCGCUUCUUCGCCGGCAACGAGCUCAAGAUUGCGCUGGCGCAUUUGCUGAUGAAGUUUGACUGGAAGUUGACGCCUGGGUAUGAGCAUCAGUGGCAGGAGUGGGGGUUUGCGUGGAACUCGGAUAGUACGGCGAAGCUAUUGUUUAGGAGAAGGGAGGCGCCGGAGAUUGAUAUUGAUGCGAUAUGA